Salvia miltiorrhiza (redroot sage) is the source of this 1646-nucleotide messenger RNA. Its product is annotated as probable trehalose-phosphate phosphatase G. Gene Ontology annotation, molecular function: trehalose-phosphatase activity. Gene Ontology annotation, biological process: trehalose biosynthetic process. The transcript is spliced from 6 exons. Lineage: Eukaryota; Viridiplantae; Streptophyta; Magnoliopsida; Lamiales; Lamiaceae. The coding region runs from base 1147 to 1566 and encodes 139 amino acids. The record is from RefSeq and is a predicted model, not a curated record.
CGCGUUAUAGACGACAAGCAACGAAAAAUGUUGUCUAUAUGUCAAUAGACGACAUAUUUUCUCUUGUGUGUUGUCUAUGACCGAGCUUUUACACGACAAACGACAAAGUACGUUGUCUAUUAUAUGAAUAGACGACAAGUUAUGGCCGCGGGUCGUCUAUGUGCAUGCUGAGGACGCUAAUACACGACGUGGGAAGAUGCUUGUCGUCUUUAAUCUAAUAGACGACGUGCAAGCUGCGUGUCGUGACUCGUGAGUUAGAAAUGUCAAAUUAGGUUUUGGUGUUUCACACUCUCUCACGCCGCCGCUCUGCAAAUCUCGUGAGUUUGAAAUUUCAAACAAAAUCUCCGCCGUCCGUCACUGUCGCAGCCACCGUCCGUCGCACCAGCCACUGUCUCACCCACCGGCGCUUCACCCACCGCACCACCUGACGCCUCACCCCCCUCGUCGAUCGAUUUUGCCGCCCAUCUCCGCCUCGGCAAAUGGAUUAGGCGAAGCCCUUGCCGCCGCCGUGAAGAGCCACCACCGCGAGGCCCUUGCCGCGAUAUUGUGCUGCCCAUCUCCGCCCCAGAGACGUUCCCAAAGCUGCCGGAUUGAUUUUAUUCGGAGGGCUGAGCUCCAGGUUUCACCAUUGACGUAUGCACUCUCCGGCCCGCUCAAGCUCGCCUUUCUCCAUUCUUCUCCAACUAUUGAUCGAUUCUUCUCCAUUCUUCUCCACUCCGGUGCACGGGGUAGCAGUGGUAGUCUGGUUGAUGUAGCUCGACAGUGGGUUGGGAGGCAGGGCUUGCUUCCAUCGAGUGAGGAGCUUCCUUUAGCUGAGAGCUUCCCUAGCAGCGGAGGCCUUCUAGCACAGUGGCAACUGUAAUCUGAACUGGUGUCAUCUAAUAACAAAAGGGUUGGUUUUUGAGUGAAAGAUUUUAUUACUUCACUAGCUCAGACAUUAUUUCGUGGAGUAUAUUUGAGCCUGAAUAUUGGUUAGAAUGGACCUCAAAUCAGGCAGUACAUCCCCUGUUCUCACCGACAACACGAGGUUAGGCAUUCACUCCGUACUCUCACAGUGGCUCUGCUUUCUCUCCGACACUCUUCCUUACCAUACCGAGGAAGAGACCUGGACUACUUGAUGAUGUGAAGUCCAGCCUGCUUGAUACUAUGAUAUCAUCAUCCCCGACUCAUAAUAAACUAUUGAAAGAGUCCAACAAUGAGACAGCACAAAAUGAUGGUGAUCUUGCUUACCGAAACUGGACGUGCAAGUAUCCGUCAGCGCUUGCAUCUUUUGAGCAAAUAGCUAAAAGUGCAAAUGGAAGGAGAAUAGCAUUGUUCUUGGAUUAUGAUGGAACUUUAUCUCCAAUAGUUGACAAUCCUGAUCGUGCCUUCAUGUCAAAUGCUAUGCGUGUUGCUGUCAGAAACGUGGCCAAGUAUUUUCCAACAGCUAUAAUUAGUGGUAGAAGUCGAGACAAGGUAUAUGAAUUUGUAGGUCUAACCGAACUUUAUUAUGCUGGAAGUCAUGGUAUGGACAUCAUGGGCCCAGUUAGUGCUUCUCAUGGUGACCACAAAAACUGUAUCAUUUGAUAUAGGAUCUUUGUAUGAUUGAUACUUUUUCAAUGUAGGAUGAUAAUUAACUUUGAAACUAAUGAAUGACCUUUUUAUUA